Messenger RNA from Pomacea canaliculata, 5426 nucleotides. Its product is annotated as 5'-3' exoribonuclease 2-like. The record is from RefSeq and is a predicted model, not a curated record. The transcript is spliced from 32 exons. Gene Ontology annotation, biological process: nuclear-transcribed mRNA catabolic process. Bases 106 to 3108 code for a protein of 1000 amino acids. Lineage: Eukaryota; Metazoa; Mollusca; Gastropoda; Architaenioglossa; Ampullariidae. Gene Ontology annotation, molecular function: RNA binding; 5'-3' RNA exonuclease activity. Gene Ontology annotation, cellular component: nucleus.
AGUGGAUUUUCAAAGAAGAAGAGUUUCCCGGCAGCGUGCGAAGAAGAUAAAAGAAAAGUCGUUCAAUAACUUAGCUUCUUCUGCUGGCCUUAAAGGACUUUAGAUAUGGGUGUUCCAGCCUUUUUCAGAUGGCUGAGCCGGAAAUAUCCGUCAAUCGUGGUGCAUUGCUUAGAAGAGAAGCCAAAGGAGGUGGAUGGAGUACUGAUACCAGUGGAUACCAGUCGGCCAAAUCCUAAUGAUAUUGAGUUUGACAACUUGUAUCUUGAUAUGAAUGGUAUAAUACAUCCUUGCUGCCACCCUGAAGACAAACCAGAACCAAAGAAUGAAGACGAAAUGAUGAUCCUGAUUUUCCAGUAUAUUGACAGAAUCUUUUCUGUUGUGAGACCACGAAGAGUUUUGUACAUGGCUAUAGAUGGAGUGGCUCCUCGAGCUAAGAUGAACCAGCAGAGGUCAAGACGAUUCAGGGCCUCAAAAGAAUCAUAUGAGAAAAUCAAGCUGAUGUCAGAAAUCCGAGAAGAAAUGAUGUCAAAGGGAUUGUACCUUCCACCUGUCAAACCUGCUGAGGAUAAAUUUGACAGUAACUGCAUCACCCCAGGCACACCAUUCAUGUUUCGUCUGGCCCACUGUCUGAGGUUCUACAUUCAUGAUAGGCUAAAUAAUGACCCAGGCUGGAGAGACAUCCAAGUCAUCUUGUCAGAUGCAAAUGUGCCUGGAGAAGGGGAACACAAGAUCAUGGACUUUAUUAGACGCCAACGAGCCCAACCAGAUCAUGACCCCAACACUCGCCACUGUCUUUGUGGUGCAGAUGCUGACCUCAUUAUGCUAGGUCUUGCAACACAUGAGGCAAACUUCACCAUCAUUCGUGAAGAGUUCAAACCAAAUCAGCCCAGGCCAUGUGAUCUGUGCGGACAACUUGGCCAUGAAAUGAAAAAUUGUGAAGGACUAGCAAGAGAGAAAUGUGGAGAGCAUGAUGAAAUUGCUAAACCAGUGGGUCAGGAAACAGAGUUCAUCUUUCUUCGCCUCAAUGUUCUCAGGGAAUACUUGGAAAGAGAACUCAAAAUGGAUAAUCUUCCUUUCACAUAUGAAUUUGAGCGGGCACUAGACGACUGGGUUUUCAUGUGUUUCUUUGUGGGCAAUGAUUUUCUUCCUCACUUACCUUCACUUGAGAUCAGGGAAGGAGCAAUUGACAGGCUUGUCAAACUGUACAAAAAUGCCGUCUAUAAAACUGGAGGAUAUUUGACCGAUAGUGGAGUUGUAGCCCUUGAACGUGUGCAGCUAGUAAUGUCAGAGCUGGGUCAUGUGGAAGAUGAGAUUUUCAAGAAACGUCGAGAAGAUGAGGUGAAUUUUAAGAAGAGAAAUAAAGCUAGGAAGGAAAGAGAAAGAAGGCAACAGCAGCAGCGAUAUCAAAACCAGCCUGGACUUUUGGGACCUAUGCCCAUUGGCCGCGGUGGUUUUCCAGUCCAGAACAUGAGGCGCCAGGCGUAUGACAUGAGAGUGCAGCAGAUGUCUUCAUCAUCCCGCGACCAGGCCAACAUGAGUGCUGCUGAAGAGCUGAAGCAGGUGAUGCAACAAACAGGAGGCAAAGGCAAGGAUGAGGAAUCGGAUGAAGAGCCACCUGAUGAUGUUAGGCUUUGGGAAGAUGGAUGGAAAGACCGUUACUAUUCACAAAAGUUUGAUAUUGACAGCAAUGAUAUUGCUUUUAGACACAAUGUGGCGAACCACUAUGUAAGAGGUUUGUGCUGGGUUCUACGGUACUAUUAUCAGGGUUGUGCUUCAUGGAAAUGGUAUUAUCCCUACCAUUAUGCUCCCUUUGCAUCAGAUUUUGUGAACAUCGGAGAUCUGCCAAAUGACUUUGAGAGAAACACAAAGCCGUUUCGGCCACUUGAGCAGCUCAUGGGAGUGUUCCCUGCUGCUAGCAAAAAGCAUAUUCCUCCAUCAUGGCAGACCCUUAUGUGUGACCCAAACUCACCCAUCAUAGACUUCUACCCAGUAAAUUUUAAGGUGGAUUUAAAUGGCAAGAAGUAUGCCUGGCAAGGUGUGGCUUUACUUCCAUUUGUGGAUGAGAAACGCUUGCAUGCUGCUUUGGAACAAGUCUAUCCAGACCUCACAAAUGAAGAAAAAAAACGCAACAUCUGGGGAGCUGAUCGUCUGUUUCUAUCUGUGAAUAACCCAGCCUAUGCUUUCUUAGAGGGGCUUUAUGAAGGAGGAGGACCACAAGACAAAGAACAGGGUGUGUUGAUAAACACAAAAUAUACUCAAGGGAUGGCUGGCAAAGUGUGGUGUGACCCAUAUCGUGUGGAGACUGAUGGCACCGUUUUAUCUCCGCUAGAUGCGUUGCCUGAUCUUCACAAGAAUAGGACUAUAUGUGUGCAGUUUCAAGAUCUUCAGUUUGAAGUUGGUUUCUUGUUUAAAGCAACGCUGUUGGCAGGGGCAAUACUUCCCCCUAAGACCCUCAAGCCUGAAGACUUCAAUCAGAAUAACCCCAACCAACGGUACCGUCCACAGCUGGGCUUCACCCCAGGCAGUGGGUAUCGCCAUGAUAAGGAUGUUACAGCAGCUGUGAGAAUGAUCAGGAACACUGCUGGAAUGCAGGGUCAGGGAUUUGUGAUGUCAUCACAAAGCAUGAUGCCUUCAUUCGCGCCUGCCCGUGUCUUAAGCGGAGGACCGCAGCAAUAUGGCGGCCGAGACCACAGACCGAGCGGCGGGGCGCGGGACCAAGGAAGUUCCUCGGCGGGCAACCUCGGGUGGAAUCGCAACAUGGCGGGUCAGCAGCGGGCCCACCAGUCCAACGCCGGACGUCAGGAGCGCGACUACGAUCACUACGCAGGUCAGGGGCGGUCCACCAGCGGAGGCCGAGACUACAACAGUCGGGGUAGCGGGUACCGACCUCCACCCGACAGAGGCUAUGACACCUACAGAACAGGGGGCCCUGCACGGCCGCCAGGCGGCUACGACAGCUACAGAACCGGAGCACCCGGACCUGAAAGAGGGGGCUACCAGGGCAGACCAUCAGAUAGGCAGGAUGAAUAUCAGAGGUAUAGCGACCAGAGGUCGUCAAACCCUAGGCCACCCGCCAACCAGUACCAUGACAGGUACCGACCCUACUAACCUGCACUCGCCGCGCACCUGCCAGGAUAUCCACCCGUUUUUCGCCGGAUGCAACGUGACUGGUAUUUGUGUCGACUCCAUAUCAUUCAUGAAAACUCUGGUCUUCUUUCACUCCCUUGGUCUGAGGACUGGGAAUAAGUGAUGUGCGGGAUAAAGUCACAAAGUAGUUUUGUAGGAGGGAAGCAGGUAUGACAUAAAUUUUCAUUUCGCAAGCAUCCAUCUUUUCUUUUCUUUUUUUUUAAGCACGUGCGCGUGAGUUUGCAAAUUGUCAGAAGUUUCUUACUGCUUGACUCGAAUAUCUGUUAUAGGAACUUAUUAUAAGGAAAGAGCACAAAGUGGUGCAUAUUUAUAAGGUGCGAAUAUACCUUAAUUUUUUUCAUCGGUUCCUCGCUCGCAAAUGAGCCAACUACCCUUCACUUGCUACAUUUGGCUGUAGUGGAGUACCGGGUUGGAGGUAUAUGGAGGGGCUUAUUCUUACCACAAUUCUAUCUACCUAACCACCUACCUUUUUCCUCAAUACCAUCUAUUUACUUAGAAACUGAGUUAGGAAGGUUGUCGCCAAUUAUCUACUGUAUCAUUGCUUGCUUUAGUAUGCAUGCUGCUCCACCAGUUUUGCUCACUGGUCUUAGUAUGUAUAUUAUUCGACUUGUUGUUUAUUCAUUUGUCAAUCUCCUUGUUGAUUCGCCUGCCAUGUCCAUGCUUAUUUUUAUGCACAUUAUCAUUUGUGGCUACUAGACCCAUGUCUAUGCCUUUCUUCUCCAUGCAGUCCAUCCUUUUAAUCACCUUUUACGAUUAAUUGUUUAUUGUCAGAUAUUGUCAACAUGGAUUUUUAAGGUAUCAAAUCCUUCUCUGUGAAACUUUUACGAAAAUCCAGGACUGUUUGUAGAAGAGGUUAGCCUAUUCUUUGUAUAAACAUUGGUAUGUCUUUAUAAUCUCGUGCUUGAAAUGCAUAUUUUCUGUUCACAUACAAGUACACUCGGAAAUUGUUCAUAGCCAACAAGUGUGUACCUUGAUUUUUGUAGUAUUUUUUUUUUUAAUGUGAAUCUCUCACAUGUUAUACCCUUUGUUGCUGGCACUGCGUAAACAACAACAACAACCAGCCAGCCAUCCUCCCUAGCUACCUGUUGGCCUUGUGGUGGACUGUAUGAAAGACAUGUCUGUAUAAACUUGAACGCUCUGUUCAUACCUUUGUACAUCAAGGUACGCAUGCCAUUACACAGUGCAAGUAGUUUUAUGGCCGUGCGUUACAUGACAACGCGGGCCCGCCAUUAAACAUUUUAUUUUCAUGUCCUUGACGGGGUACGACGUACCCGCCUUGUAAACUCAAGGUUUACGAUCUUUUUUUCUCUCGAGCUUGCUCCACGGCUGCUGUUGCUGGGUGUGUGUUUUGUCUCAAACGAAAGCGUGCCUGUUAAAACUGUAGCUAUGUUGACCAAGGGCUCAUGAAAACUCAUAAAAGAUUUUAUUUUCUUCAUAAGUAAAGGGUAUCAGCUGUGAAUGGCGACAGCAGACAGUAGGUCCACCCGUAAACUUGUGAGACGAGCGGCAGUCGAGCGCUGCGACCUCCAUGUCUUGGGAAUUGUACCAUGUCUUGUAGUAAAUUUAGUCUCUUUUGUUUUGUUUGUUUCUCUUUGUUUUGUUUGUGGGGACUAGCAGUGGACCAGACGCCGCUUGGACCAGAGUUGCUUGGUUCUGUUGAGUGGCAUGUGUCCUAGGUGCCCUCCUUAAUUAUGUAAUUAUGACACAUGUGAAGGGACUCUGUCCUCAGUUUUAUUUUCUCCUCAGUUCUUCCCGUUCACCACAUCAUCCUCCCCCUCCUGUACGAUUGGUUACUUCUGUCCGCCGUUGUUCACACAUGUGUUCAUCUGUGUAGUAAUCACCUGUUCUCUGGUAGCUAAACCCUGCCUGUCGUCCAGUGUGCACCCGGACUCUUGUCAUAAAAAUGAAGUUAUUAAUACUAAGUCUUGUUAUGAAGUUGAAGCAAGGAGCAAACUUUGUAAACUGUCAUGGAAGAAUAUUGUCGUCGUGCAGCUGAAGGUUUGGGGGAAGAGUGAGUGAAAAGUCUUUUAUUUUAAUAUCUUCGUAUAAAAUUUAUGAAAAAUAAUGUUGAUGCUACGUUCACAUUUAUGUAUAUGUGUGCGUGCGCGUGAAUUGUAUGACCGAUGUCUCUUGAUUUAUUCUUCCUUUCGUCGAAUCUGUUUCAUGAUCGUUGUUCAAUAAAAUGAUGUACUGCCACUAAUAUUUUGACAUGAAAUGAACUAAUUUUUACCAUGUAAAGGUAUGACAAGCAGGAAUUAAAACUAAAUAAGCUGCAGAAA